AACCGGGGUCGUAAGAACCCGCGAAAUUGCGAAUAGUCGAAGCUCGAGAAGUUCUAUAUUCGAAACAACCAAAACCCAGUUUUCGUUUCUGUAGAUUAUUCAUUAAACAGCGAGAAAGUUUUAAUCUUGUUUUACACCCAAUUCUAUUUCCAUUGAUCCCAUAAAACCCAUUUCAGCUUUCAAAACAUCACAGAGAGAUAGGAAGAAAGGAGCCAAAAUGGGUUGGAUUGGAGAGACAAUCGAGUCUUUCAAAUCCAUCAAAAUCAGAAAGGCUCUAUCUCAGGCCAUUAGUUUUGUAUCGUAAUCUAUCAGGUUUGAUCGUUUCGUCUGCGUUGAUGAUUUGGAAAGGACUGAUUUGCUGGACAGGCAGUGUGUCCCCUGUGGUGGUUGUACUCACUGGAAGUAUGGAACCUGGUUUUGCUAGGGGCGAUAUUCUAUUCCUCCACAUGAACAAGGAUCCAAUUCGCACAGGGGAAAUCGUUGUGUAUAACAUCGAGGGACGUGACAUUCCAAUCGUCCAUCGUGUAAUCAAGGUUCAUGAGACCAAAGAUACAGGAGAAGUUUAUUUUCUUACAAAAGGUGACAAUAAUGAAUAUGAUGAUAUUCCACUAUAUGCUGAGAAUCAGCUUUGGUUGCAAAGACAACACUUAAUGGGAAAAGCCAUCGGUUUCUUGCCAUAUGUUGGAUAUGCAACAAUUAUCAUGACAGACAUGCCUAUAAUCAAGUACAUACUUAUUGGUGCAUUGGGAUUGCUGGUCUUAACCUCUAAUGAUUAGGGAUUGAGAGUUUCUAUAAUCUCAAUUUAUACACAUUGUUAAGGAAGGAUAGGAAGAGUUAUGAAAGGGACAUGCCUGAUUAUUCUUUCUAUUGUAUGAAAUAAUUUAUUUAUACUGUGAAAAUGAAAUAUAGAGAGAGUUCAAUUUUCAAUCA
This is a messenger RNA of Cucumis sativus (cucumber), 930 nucleotides long. Its product is annotated as signal peptidase complex catalytic subunit SEC11C. The transcript is spliced from 8 exons. The coding region runs from base 336 to 776 and encodes 146 amino acids. The record is from RefSeq and is a predicted model, not a curated record. Gene Ontology annotation, cellular component: signal peptidase complex; membrane. Gene Ontology annotation, molecular function: peptidase activity. Lineage: Eukaryota; Viridiplantae; Streptophyta; Magnoliopsida; Cucurbitales; Cucurbitaceae.